AAAAGAAUCCAAACUCCUUAUUCUAUUUACUUGCUGCUUGAUAAGUGAGAAGAGCUUCACGAAGACGGAUAAGAGAGACGGAGAUUUCUUUGUGUAUACAGCAAUACAGCAUACACUCCUUUACAGUUUACUUACACACAAUGCACCAUUGAAGAAGUGAGGGCUAGAAUAAGAAGAUGGUGAUUACACCUAAUGCCUUGAAUCCAUUUGACCCAUCGACCCAUUUGCCAAAACCCCAUCUCCGCCCUCCUAAAACCCUAUUCUCUAACCCACCCCUUCCGCCGCCAUUUCCCAGACAUGCUGUUUUCGCCUCUAAUUUGCGGCGCAGACAACGUGCCAAGCUCUGCGCCAAACCCACUCCACUUAGAAUCACCGCUUGUAAGGCGUCUUCUUCAACGUCGACGAGUUCCAAUGCAAUUGGUGAAGACGCCGAGUCGGCUUUCGAGAAGCUGAAGGAAGCUGAAAGAGAAAGGGUAAAUAGUUUACAGGAGUUUGAAAGAAAGGCAAAUGUUCAGUUAGAGAGGCAGCUUGUGUUAGCCUCAGAAUGGAGCAGGAAGCUGUUGACCAUGCGCGGAAAACUGAAAGGAACGGAAUGGGAUCCUGAGAACUCUCAUCGUAUAAGUUAUAGUGAUUUCCAGAGGUUGCUUAACUCAAACAAUGUGCAGUUUAUGGAGUACUCAAAUUAUGGUCAGACAGUUUCCGUGAUUCUGCCAUAUUACAAGGAUGGGAAAAUGGAAGACUUGAAUGAGGAUGAAAGAAAGGAAGUUGUAUUCAGACGGCACAUUGUUGAUCGUAUGCCAGUUGAUUGCUGGAAUGAUGUUUGGCGGAAGUUGCAUCAGCAACUUGUAAAUGUUGAUGUGUAUAAUGUGAAAACUGUCCCUUUUGAAGUAUAUUCAACUGUUGCAGUUGCAGUUGUGUGGUCUAUGAGGCUUGCUCUUGCAGUUGCAUUGUAUAUUUGGAUUGAUAAUAAGAUGAGACCAAUUUAUGGAAAACUAAUACCUUGUGAUUUAGGACCUCCUUCCAAGAAGAAAAACAUUCCAAUAGAAAAUCGUUCUCUGGGUUCAUUAGGAAAGAGCAGGGCAAAGUUCAUAUCAGCAGAAGAAAAAACUGGGGUCACUUUUGAUGAUUUUGCUGGUCAAGAAUAUAUUAAGAGGGAACUACAAGAGAUUGUCCGGAUAUUGAAGAACGAGGAAGAAUUUCGAGAUAAGGGCAUUUAUUGCCCAAAAGGAGUGCUUCUUCAUGGUCCUCCUGGAACUGGCAAAACACUUCUGGCAAAAGCCAUAGCUGGUGAAGCAGGACUUCCUUUUUUCGCUGCUAGUGGUACUGAUUUUGUUGAGAUGUUUGUUGGUGUGGCUGCAUCACGAGUAAAGGACCUUUUCUCUAGUGCAAGAUCCUAUGCUCCUUCCAUUAUUUUUAUUGAUGAGAUAGAUGCAAUUGGCAGCAAACGCGGUGGACCUGAUAUUGGUGGGGGAGGUGCUGAAAGGGAACAAGGCCUACUUCAAAUACUGACAGAAUUGGAUGGAUUCAAGGUUUCCACAUCACAGGUCUUAGUUAUUGGUGCAACAAAUAGAUUGGAUAUCCUUGAUCCUGCUCUUUUGCGAAAGGGUCGUUUUGACAAGAUUAUAAGGGUUGGUUUGCCAUCAAAGGAUGGUAGAUUGGCCAUAUUGAAGGUACAUGCUCGAAACAAAUUUUUCCGCUCUGAAGAAGAGAAGGAGACUUUACUGCAGGAAAUUGCAGAAAAGACAGAAGAUUUUACUGGGGCAGAACUACAAAAUAUACUGAAUGAAGCUGGAAUAUUGACUACCAGGAAAGAUUCAGACUACAUAGGACGAGAAGAGCUUCUUGAGGCCUUGAAGAGGCAAAUGGGUACAUUUGAAACUGGUCAAGAAGAUAGUACUGAGGUCCCUGAGGAACUAAAACUGAGACUGGCAUAUAGAGAAGCUGCUGUUGCUGUUGUUGCAUGUUACAUUCCAGAUCCAUACCGCCCCUUUACUGAGACUGAUGUCAACUCCAUCCGGAAUCAGCCUAAUAUGCGCUAUACAGAGAAGGCAGGCAGAGUAUUUAAAAAGAAAUCAGAUUAUGUGAAUGCAAUAGUGCGUGCUUGUGCUCCCAGAGUCAUUGAGGAAGAGAUGUUUGGAGUUGACAAUUUGUGCUGGAUCUCUGCAAAUGCUACUUUAGAAGCUUCCAGGCUUGCAGAAGUUUUGAUUCUACAGACAGGAAUGACUGCACUCGGGAAGGCUUACUACAGAUACCAGAGAGAUCUUGUGCCAAAUUUGGCUGCUAAAGUUGAAGUACUCAGAGAUGAGUAUAUUCGUUUUGCUGUGGAGAAAUGUACAUCUAUAUUGAAGGAGAACCACGCUGCUGUAGAGGCAAUUACAGAUGUUCUACUCGAGAAGGGAGAGAUCAAAGCUGAUGAAAUUUGGAGCAUAUACAAAAAAUACCCUCGAGUACCUCAGCCAACUGUGAGGCCAAUUGACGAAUAUGGAGCCCUUAUAUAUGCUGGAAGAUGGGGAAUCCAUGGUGCAUCACUUCCAGGGAGGGUGACUUUUGCUCCCGGAAAUGUUGGAUUUUCAACCUUUGGUGCACCUCGUCCAAUGGAGACACAGAUAAUCAGUGAUGAGACAUGGAAGCUAGUAGAUGAAGUAUGGGAUAAAAGAGUUGAGGAAAUUAAAGCUGAGGCUUCUUUGGAAGUUGAAGAAGAUGAAGAGAAGCCUCAAGUUCUUCUAGCCAGUCAUUUCCUAUAGCAUGUGAUAUUAGUUUUAGCAGGAUUUCAGUGGUUUUUAUUUUGCUUGAAAGGAGAUAUUAUCUACAUGAACGAACUCAUGGAGUGUUACAAGUGAGAGUUUAAACGAUUGAAGUUUUGAGUUAGUACAGCACCGGAUUUUAUGAUAGCUGCUAAAGCUGAUACAGCACUUGGAGUUUAACUUCUUUUUUUGUGAUAGCUUCUUAAAGUUGGUAGUGGGAGGGAUAUGGCGCAGAGGGAAAAUGUACGGACUGUUCGUCUUCAUCUGUAAGAAUUUAUAAAAAUCAAUAGGGCUGAUAAGUGAUAACUGUGGAAUGAGUGAUGUAAUACUGUUUAUAUAUAUUAUGUAUAUCACAAUUACACAAACACAAUGUAGUCUUGUUUACUACACCCAUAUUUUAUGAGUGUGUAUACUUAUACUUA
Messenger RNA from Ipomoea nil (Japanese morning glory), 3166 nucleotides. RefSeq names its product probable inactive ATP-dependent zinc metalloprotease FTSHI 4, chloroplastic. Gene Ontology annotation, molecular function: ATP hydrolysis activity; ATP binding; ATP-dependent peptidase activity. NCBI's taxonomy places the organism in Eukaryota, Viridiplantae, Streptophyta, Magnoliopsida, Solanales, Convolvulaceae. Gene Ontology annotation, biological process: proteolysis. Bases 177 to 2744 code for a protein of 855 amino acids. Gene Ontology annotation, cellular component: chloroplast thylakoid. The transcript is spliced from 17 exons. The record is from RefSeq and is a predicted model, not a curated record.